Molecule: messenger RNA, 916 nt
Organism: Aspergillus caelatus
Lineage: Eukaryota; Fungi; Ascomycota; Eurotiomycetes; Eurotiales; Aspergillaceae
Exons: 3
Coding region: 135-818 (227 amino acids)
Source: RefSeq, a predicted model, not a curated record
AUCGCCUUCGCCGUCAAAUUAUAUACUCCCCACUCAUCCUCAUCAUCAGCGCCACCGUCUCCAUUUUAGUCCCUGGUAUAUACAUUUCUUUUUCUAUGCGGCCCGUUUUGAUCGUCACACGCUAGGGCAUUACCAUGCGUCUCCAAGCCACCCGCUCUCUGGCCCUCCUGGCCACCGUCACAGCCGCUGCCGCUAAGGAUAUCGUAUCUUUCCUUUAUCCCGAAAGAUCCUUUCCUAACGAUGCCAAGCUCAUUGGCACUACUGGUGGCACCCUUACUACCCUUGCAUUUAACUGCGCUGAGGCUGCACCCACCACUGUUACCAGUGUCGCAGCUACUACAUCCAUUGCAGCACCCAACGAUGAUGAUGACCAGUGCUGGGUCCCCGGCGCGGGUUAUACCAUAACGGCGGGAAGCACCACCUUUGAGUUUGCCUAUACGACCCAUGGCUUCACCAUCUCAGCCGGCUGCUCUUUCGCCAGCACCACCUACGCAUCCUGCAAAGCCACUAGUACUUUCGUCUCGGACACCGGAGUUCAGAGUUAUGACACCAGCUCCCGCAUCCCCCAUAUGACCGUCACCAUCACUGCCACUGAGUCUGUUUCUGCCAGUGCUACCGCCUCAGCCACAAGCUCCAGUGUUUCUAAGACCACCACUUCUGAUACCAGUAGUACUACAGUGGAAUCUUCCGCUUCAUACUCUGCCACUUCCACUUCCACCGCGGACAUUAGUGACAAUGCGGCUAUGCCAUUGGCUACUGGAGCUGCUCAGUGGGUGGCUGGUGGCGCGGCUAUGAUGCUUGCCCUGGCGAUAGCUUAGAUAUGAAUUUGGACGGCAAAAUUAGUUCACGAGGGGCAAUUUGUUUGCUGUGUUGAUGUUGCUAGCCUGUUGCGAUCAAUGAAACGCAUAGGGGGGAG